AUGUCGACGGAGACUUUGGAAAUAUAUCGCAAGGCAUUGAAUUUUAACGUUAUAGCGCGUUAUGAUCCUAAGAUUAAACAACUACUUUUUCACACUCCGCAUGCUACGGUGUAUAAGUGGGGCGAUGAUAAUUGGAACAAGUUAGAAUAUCAAGGCGUGUUGGCGAUAUAUCUUCGAGAUGUCGGUGACAAAGAAGCAAUUCUACCAGAAGUGAGUAGUUAUGAUGAUACUAUAACAGGCCAACAAUCUGAAGCUAAUACUCCACACGUAUUGACUGGUCACGACAUCUACAAUUAUGGACUAAUAAUUAUGAACAGAAUUAAUCCUGAUAACUUUUCUUUGGCGAUUGCUCCAAACAGUGUUCUCAACAAGAGAAAGCUAUUCGCUCCGAAUCGCGAAGAAGAGCUGGAACCAAUGAAAGUUGAAGUUAGGGAUGACCUUGUGAUGAUCAAGACGCUAAAGAAAGAGGUGUACGGCAUCUGGGUGCAUACUCCUGAAGACAGACAAAACAUCUAUGAACUCAUUAAAUAUUUACUAGAGAAUGAACCAACAGAUUCAUUCACGUAG
Molecule: messenger RNA, 567 nt
Organism: Kluyveromyces lactis
Lineage: Eukaryota; Fungi; Ascomycota; Saccharomycetes; Saccharomycetales; Saccharomycetaceae
Gene: DCP1
Product: Dcp1p
Exons: 1
Coding region: 1-567 (188 amino acids)
Biological process (GO): deadenylation-independent decapping of nuclear-transcribed mRNA; positive regulation of catalytic activity; deadenylation-dependent decapping of nuclear-transcribed mRNA
Cellular component (GO): P-body
Molecular function (GO): mRNA binding; enzyme activator activity
Source: RefSeq, a predicted model, not a curated record